This is a messenger RNA of Copidosoma floridanum, 1089 nucleotides long. RefSeq lists its product as uncharacterized. Gene Ontology annotation, molecular function: protein binding. Gene Ontology annotation, cellular component: extracellular matrix. NCBI's taxonomy places the organism in Eukaryota, Metazoa, Arthropoda, Insecta, Hymenoptera, Encyrtidae. The record is from RefSeq and is a predicted model, not a curated record.
GCAAGCUCAUACGCUCGUCAGCGACCAAAACAGCCAGUAGAGACACCGAGCCCGAUCAGCGCACACACGGCGUCAACCAUGGCUCCCCGAGCACCGGCUGUGUGUCCAUCAGGAUUGGCACUUGCCGGACUGAUGGCGAUUGCGUUGUCGUGCCUAACGAGUCCGGCCGAGGCCGGCUGCUACCUGGAGCGCGGCGUGACCACUCCGAACGAGCUCGACGCCUACACCUGCCAGCGCAGCCAGGAUUUCCAAAAGGACCUCGACCGACUGCCCCUCAACACCACCAAACUCGUGAACGUCUCGUUUCGCGAGAGCAAGGUCCCUAAAAUCGAAAAAGACAGCCUCCAAAAGCUGAAGACAAAGGUGCUCGGCAUCAGCAUUGUGCACUGCGGUCUCGCCGACAUCGACGAGGAAGCCUUCCGCGGCCUCACCGAGCUCAAGGCGCUCAUUUUACGCAGAAACCGCCUGACCAAGGUCAAGAAGGAAUGGUUCAAGGAUCUGGCUAAACUAGAGAGCCUGGACCUAAGCGGCAACGAGAUCCGCGAGUUCGACCCGGCGAUCUUCGAGCUGACGCCGCAGAUCCAGGAGUUCGAGAUCUCCGAGAACCAAGUGAGCCACUUCGACGUCGAGGCGAUGAAGGCCAAGUGGCCGAAGCUCAAGAAGGUCGGGCUCCAGUCGAACCCCUACGAGUGGGCCCAGGGCGUCAAGGUAAUCGAGUACUCGAACCAGCACCCGAGCGUCGUCAAGAACUCGUACGCGUCGAUCGACGGCAUGCGCGACACCUACAAGCUCGUCCUCGAGUGCCAAGCCACCAUGGCCAAGAAGGACGACGCCAAGGAGCUGGACAACUGCGUCAAGGCCAAACUUGCCAAGGCUAUCGAGUCCCCGAAAUUGCUGGAGGGCGAAGUAAAACCCGAACCCACCAAACCCCUGUAAUAUUGUAUAUCUUAUCAAAGGGAUAAACCAAACUUUAUCCACAACCCGAGAUUCUCUUUGACAUAAAAAACCACGUAUAUAUGUAUAUCUUCAUGUAGGCGAGCUGUUAUUACGCUGUUAUCAAUAAACUGUACGUUGAAAUUAUUUUUAAAA